Messenger RNA from Tetrahymena thermophila SB210, 273 nucleotides. Its product is annotated as small nuclear ribonucleoprotein. The transcript has 5 exons. Lineage: Eukaryota; Ciliophora; Oligohymenophorea; Hymenostomatida; Tetrahymenidae. Gene Ontology annotation, cellular component: U5 snRNP; precatalytic spliceosome; U2 snRNP. The record is from RefSeq and is a predicted model, not a curated record. Gene Ontology annotation, molecular function: RNA binding. Gene Ontology annotation, biological process: mRNA splicing, via spliceosome; spliceosomal snRNP assembly.
AUGAGUAAAAAGCAAACUAAGACUAUCACAAAUCCAUUAACUACCAUCUUUGGUUUCUUGUAGAAAUAGGUUCGUGUUCAAAUAUGGUUAUUUGAAAAUACUGAGAUUAAGCUUGAAGGAAAGAUUAUAGGUUUUGAUGAAUAUAUGAAUAUGGUUCUUGAUGAAACUUCAGAAGUUGAUUGCAAGACUAACUAAAAAAGAGAAAUUGGAAGAAUAUUAUUAAAAGGUGAGAAUAUAACGCUGAUAAGGAAUCUAGAUGAAGUGGUAAUGUGA